This is a messenger RNA of Mollisia scopiformis, 1736 nucleotides long. RefSeq names its product glycoside hydrolase. The record is from RefSeq and is a predicted model, not a curated record. The transcript is spliced from 2 exons. The coding region runs from base 255 to 1541 and encodes 428 amino acids. Gene Ontology annotation, molecular function: glucosylceramidase activity. NCBI's taxonomy places the organism in Eukaryota, Fungi, Ascomycota, Leotiomycetes, Helotiales, Mollisiaceae. Gene Ontology annotation, biological process: sphingolipid metabolic process.
UAAUUCAGCCCCUUGUUAACCAAACCUUUCAUGAAGCACGCCCCACCUCGCGCAUAUAGAUCUCGAGUCGUAGCUUCCGCAACUCGCAGCACCUAUUUCAUUUGCGGCGGAUUGUAUACAUUCAUAAGCUGGAAAUGCAGUGACUAUGGGUCAUCAUUGCUGCGGGUUUGCAAGAGGCCGUGGCAGUUCCAGACUUACUUAAAUUACAGUCAGAUAUUGCCAUCACAGUCGAUGUCAGCAAGAAAUAUCAAACUAUGGAUGGCUUUGGGUUCUCGGAAGCAUUUCAAAGAGCAAAUGUGAUUGUCAAGCUACCGGAUAAGCAGCAGAAAGAAGUACUCGACCUACUAUUCAAUACCACGUCCGGAGCAGGAAUGAACAUCUUACGAAUCGGCAUUGGAUCCUCCCCAGACUCAAGCAGUGACCACAUGAACACAAUCGAGCCCAAGAAUCCCGGAUCACCUACUGCCACGCCCGACUACGUGUGGGACGGCAAGGAUAGUGGACAGCUCUUCGUUGCACAGCAAGCAUAUGCUCGAGGUGUGAGAACUUUCUAUGCUGAUGCUUGGAGUGCACCCUCUUUUAUGAAGACCAAUGGUAAUGAAAAUAAUGGUGGAUCUUUAUGCGGUGUCAGUGGGACCAAAUGUUCGAGUGGUGACUGGAAACAAGCUUACGCCAAUUAUCUCGUGGCCUACAUCAAGUUCUACCAAGCUGCAGGCAUAGACAUCACUUAUGUAGGCUUCCUGAAUGAGCCGGAAUACAGUGCAAGCUAUGCAGGCAUGCUUUCAUCUGGCACACAAGCAGCAGACUUUAUCAAGAUCUUGGCCCCCACCAUCUAUACAGCGAAUCUUAGCACUGGUAUUGCUUGCUGCGACAGUGAGGGUUGGUCCAAUCAAGGCACAAUGACUUCCCAGAUCAAGUCAGCAGGGGCCGAAUCCCUCCUCGCAAUAAUCACUUCGCACAGCUAUACGUCUUCUCCCAGUUCACCGAUCAGCACGAGUAAGCGAGUUUGGCAGACAGAGAAUGCUGAUCUUCAGGGAGCGUGGCAAUCCGCUUGGUAUAGCAGCGGCGGGGCAGGCGAGGGCAUGCACUGGGCGAGUCUGAUUCACACGGCUGUCGUGAAUGCAAAUUGUAGUGCGUAUGUCUACUGGGUCGGUGUUCAGGGUGGCUCAACCAAUUCGAAGCUUGUGAGAGUGGACGGAGACUCCUACAUAGUCAGUAAGAGACUUUGGGCCUUUGCUCAGUGGGCCAGAGCUGCGACACCUGGGAGCGUGAGAGUUGGAGUAUCGGGAGGAAGUGGAUUGCAAACGAGCGCCUACUUGAGAGACGAUGGUACCCUUGCUGUGCUGGUCCUCAAUACUGGGACUAGUGAUGCAAGUGUGAGCAUCAGCACGGCUGGUGACUUCACGGCGAAUACGACAAAAGCAUGGAUCACGGACAAUACCCACGACUAUAGCGACACAGCUACCACAAUUUCUAGCUCCGGGCUGGUUAGCGGGAGCGUCUCGGGACGAUCAAUGGUUACUUUCGUCUUGUCAAAGUAAUGAGAAAUGCUCUUUCUACAUCGCUGAACCAUCUCGAUUUCUGAGCGUCAAGCCUGAGCGCAUCAGCUGUUCUGUGAUGGGAAAUUUCGCUGACGUACAGUUAUACAUCUCAAUGAUGUAUGCCAAAUGCUAUCGACGACCUCACCCAUGCAAUCAGAGCCCUAGGAAAAGGCGUGCCGAGAAACGUAUUAAAAA